This is a messenger RNA of Leptinotarsa decemlineata (Colorado potato beetle), 793 nucleotides long. Its product is annotated as dual oxidase maturation factor 1. Gene Ontology annotation, biological process: protein transport. NCBI's taxonomy places the organism in Eukaryota, Metazoa, Arthropoda, Insecta, Coleoptera, Chrysomelidae. Gene Ontology annotation, cellular component: endoplasmic reticulum membrane. The record is from RefSeq and is a predicted model, not a curated record.
GCAAGUGCUCAACUAAUAGCUCAUGUUUAGUUUACUGCUUCAAGUUCUGCCUUAACCGAAAAGCGAAGGUGCAUAAUCACUUUGAUGCGCGGAAUGUAAAUUAGUGUGUGCUUGGCCUGAAUCGGGAAUGACUUGAAUCGUUUCGUUUGUUUUGUUUUGAUAGUGUGACAGCGAGCAAUUUUUUGGAUAUUAAAUUUUGUCUUCCGGCAAGAAGUUUGGCCAUGAAGGGGUGGUUUGAUGCUUUUCGAUGUGAUGGUGGUCCAACGCUCUACAACUUCAACAAUAGAACAGCAGUGACUGGUGACGUCACAAUUAUCACAUUCCUCGCCAUUUUUACUACUCUUUACGUAGCAUUCCUGAUAAUAUUCUGUGGAAUACGGAAGGAGAGAUGUUCGACAUUUUGUGCGGUGACUUUGAGCCUCUUCAUAGGAGCAACUAUUCUCAUUACAGUGUACGGGUCAGCAUGGCAUGUGUCCAGGGUAUCGACAGUGAGCACCUACCGUGCAUUUUCGACAGAGAAAGUGAUAGCUGACAUUGGUGUUUAUGUAGGACUUAAUCAUGUAAAUAUUACUUUACAAGGAUCCAGCAACAAUUGGACGACUGAUAUAGAUUUUAACGAACGAUUCCUGUGGCUAGACUCUUACCAAAUGGGGAGUAGUUUCAAGGAAGCUUUAGUAAGAGGACUACCAUUUCCGAUACUCACCGUUGCUGAAUAUUUCACUGUGGGACAGGAAGGACUUGCAUGGGGAGGGCGAUAUAGAGCUGCUGGUUAUUUUGCCGUUAUCAUGCUCUG